Molecule: messenger RNA, 2130 nt
Organism: Carya illinoinensis
Lineage: Eukaryota; Viridiplantae; Streptophyta; Magnoliopsida; Fagales; Juglandaceae
Exons: 3
Coding region: 1-2130 (709 amino acids)
Molecular function (GO): nucleic acid binding; RNA-DNA hybrid ribonuclease activity
Source: RefSeq, a predicted model, not a curated record
AUGAAUGCUGAACUUUCCAAGCCCUUUGUUGCAAAUGAAGUCAAGAUAGCUUUGGAUCAAAUGCAACCAACAAAGGCACCGGGACCUGAUGGAAUGUCUGCUCUAUUUUUUCAGACUUAUUGGCAUAUAGUAGGAGAUUCAGUCACAACGGCGGUUUUGGAUUCUCUCAAUUCAGGUACCAUACCAUCUCAAUUAAAUCGCACACUCAUUUGUUUAAUUCCGAAGAAGAAAAUCUGUGAAUUGGUCUCUGAUUAUCGCCCCAUUAGCUUGUGUAAUGUUGUCUACAAGCUUGCUUCUAAGGUCAUUGUUAAUAGAUUGAAAGGUUUUUUACCUGCCAUUAUUUCUGAGUCUCAGUGUGCUUUUGUGGGGGGAAGGCUGAUUAGUGAUAAUGUGUUGAUAGCUUAUGAGUUGGUAAAUUACCUUCGGAAUAAACGCCAUGGCAAGAAGGGGUAUAUGUCUAUUAAAUUAGAUAUGAGCAAGGCGUACGAUAGAGUUGAAUGGGGUUUUUUAGAGAAAAUCAUGCUCAAGCUAGGCCUUGAUCCCAGAUUUGUUAACCUUAUUAUGGAGUGUAUUAAAACUGUAACUUUUUCAGUUUUAAUAAAUGGACAUGCUCAUGGAAAUAUUUCACCUACAAGGGGUAUUAGGCAAGGGGAUCCACUAUCUCCUUACCUUUUUCUCUUUUGUACAGAAGGGUUAAUAGCUUUAUUGAAAGCUGCUGAGGCUCAAAGGAAUCUAAAGGGUGUAAAAAUCUGUAGAGGGGCUCCAAUGGUAACUCACCUUCUUUUUGCUGAUGAUAGCAUUCUUUUCUGUCGGGCUGAUGUUGAAACAACUGCUUUUAUUCAAGGAUUGUUAACUAAAUAUGAGAUGGCCUCUGGGCAGAAGGUGAAUAAAGAGAAAACUUCUAUGGUCUUUUCAAAGAAUGUAGAUGCUAAUAAGCAGCGUGAGUUAUUGCAGUUAUGGGCAUCUUUAGGAAAUAACCCUUCUUAUGCAUGGAAAGGAAUUUUUGAAGCAAGGAAAUGGUUGAUGAAGGGAUGCAGGUGGCGGGUGGGAAAUGGUGAAAUGGUGAAAAUUUGGAAGGAUGCUUGGUUACCUGGACCCCGAACUUUACAGCCAGAAUUGGACAUAAAUACUAAUUCAGAAUUUGAUGAAGCAGCAACAGUGGAUAGUUUAAUUGAUAUGGCAACCAGAACAUGGAAGGAACAGCAUAUUAGAGCUCUCUUUAAUCCAAGAACAGCGGAGGAGAUACUAAAAAUUCGACUAUCAUCAACUCCUUGUAUUGAUAGGUGGAUAUGGGAUAGGGAAGCAAAUGGCAGAUUCACCGUAAAAAGUGCAUACAAAUUGAUCCAUAAUACCAUGACUUGCAGUAAUGGGGAAACUUCUAUGCAGGUACAAGAUAGUCAUCUUUGGAAGAAAAUUUGGCAUAUGAAAGUUCCAAGGAAGAUCAAAAUGUUUGCUUGGAGAGGUUGUAAGGAUAUUUUGCCCACUCUUGUGAAUCUACGGAGGAAAAAGGUGGUGGAGGAAUCUUUAUGUUGCUUUUGUUUGGAUAAUGAGGAAGAUCUUAAUCAUGCUUUGCUAAUCUGUCCUACUAAUCAAAUUGUUUGGCAGAAGUAUUUUCCUUUAUUCAAGCAACUACAACAGCUAACUAAGUGGCAAGCUCCACCAGAGGGGUUUCUCAAAGUUAAUGUUGAUGGAGCUAUCUUUGCGGAUCAAAGGAAAGCUGGCAUUGGUGUUGUAUUACGGGAUACCAAUGGAGCAAUACUAAUGGCUGCAAGCAAAAUUGAGAUGGAGGUGGACAGGGCAGCAACUAUUGAAACUAUUGCUAUUUUGAGAGGAAUACAACUCUGUCUUCCACUUGGUAUUCCAAAACUAAUUAUAGAAACUGAUUGUCUUCAUGUAGUUCAAGAAUUGCAGUCCUCUGAAGCGUCAUAUGCUAGUGCUGGGAACUUGUUUGCUGAUAUCAAUCAUCUUAUGAUGCGUUUUCAGGAAGCACAAGUAAUACAUGUUAAUAGAAUGGGUAAUGGGGUAGCACAUUCUCUAGCUAGACAUGCAUGGAAUAUUGAGGAUAUUAAUGUUUGGUGGGAUCAGAUUCCUUCUUUUGUUCACCAUUCUUUAUGGUUUGAUAACAUUUGA